Pecten maximus is the source of this 3380-nucleotide messenger RNA. RefSeq lists its product as uncharacterized. The transcript is spliced from 3 exons. The record is from RefSeq and is a predicted model, not a curated record. Bases 904 to 1842 code for a protein of 312 amino acids. Lineage: Eukaryota; Metazoa; Mollusca; Bivalvia; Pectinida; Pectinidae.
CCAUCAGGUUAAUUGCAAACAUUUAAAACAUAGAAGAAAGUUAUUCAAAGCUAAAAAAAAGUCAACAUCUGAUUUGUUUUAAGGUCUGAUGGGAAAAUCUCCACACGCAUACAGUAUAGCAGAAACACCAGGUUUCUGUUUAUUUGUGUCAGUCAGCUAGAUUUUCUUAGUUCCUACACAAUACCAUGUUAUGAACACUUCAUAUUUUCUGAGGUCAAUUUUGAAACGUCUCCCGUCAUGCCAUUAUUGGUACCUACGACGUAACUAAUUUAAUUUAAAUAUAAAUUUAGUUCAGAGGUAAAAUCAGAACAAGGGGGACAACCCUUACAAUAUAACAUUCUGAAGUAUAGUUAUUAUAAUUUCUGUAACUCCACAUUACCACACAAACAUUGGUUGGUACGUAAGGCUGUCAUUCAGUGACGAAAACAAAAAUUGUAAAUUGAAGGAAUGUGCUAAAUAAAAAUAACUAAUACUGUUUCUUUCCAUUGAUAAUUUGCUUAGUGAAGCUAGAAGGCAACUGUAUCAUUUUGUAGUAUCACAUUUAAAAUGAAAACCUGCCACCCUAUAUACUCCUAACUUUUCAAAUGUGUUCGCCCCCGAACACAUAUCAAGUCGGUUCUAUCUCCAACGAAACUGAUCAUUCUCCUAUAGUACCUUGCACUUGGAUUGGUCAAUGGUACCAAAUUUUUAGUAAUAGGAAAGAGUAGAGUGCCUCUACCAGGGAUUGAAUAGCUGCGAUGACGUAGCUCUGAACGACGGACGGAAGAUUUCUGACAGAUUGUCGUCGUCAGAACGGAGUGAAGGCAGGAUCUAAUGAAGUGAAAGGUACACAGAAGGAAUCCCAGAUGUGAACCAGUCAAAAAAUAAUAAUUUGGAGAUUGUAAAAUUCCUCUCUAUCAUACAAUGGAGAUAGAUGUGAAACAAAGAUCCAAAGAAUGGUUUCAAGAGAGAAAAAAGGUGGCUCUGACAGCAUCACGAUUUGGGGAAGCCUUAGGGGUUGGCAGAGGACGACCAUUUGAUUUCCUCUGUUAUCUUGUUAACUCAGAGUCAGAAGAUGUCCAAGCUGACGAGGAGGAAUCUGAAGAAAUGGCUAAUAAAAAGCAUGGAAUAGAUACAGAGGCUGUUAUAUUUGAAGCUUACCAGUUGUUAAUGGGAAAUAAUGAAGCACACCAAAUUCGAGAAUCUGGCUUCUGGGUUCCACGGGAAAGUGACAUGUUGAAAGGAUUGGUAGGUGCCACACCAGAUGCAGUUGUGACAAACAAAAUGGGCAAAACCAUUGGUGUUUGUGAAUUCAAAGCUCCAAUACAUAACUUGUUUGGCUAUGGUGAAAAGUGGGGAAGAAUUCCAAGGUAUUACAUGGCACAGAUUCAGGGACAGAUGUACAUGGCAGGAGUACCAUGGUGUGAUUUCAUGGCAGUGUGCACCAAAACUAAAGAGGUUCUCCUCAAACGUGUCUAUUACCAGCCUUCAUAUUGGAUGCAUAUCUCCUCAUGUCUUAGUUCAUUCUGCCAUACACUUAAGGAGGCAAGAGAGAGGAAGAAGUUGAACAAGCCAGUGUAUGACUUUGAAGCUGCCAGGAAGCUUCAAACAAUUCCAUUCCAAAAUAAUUUGUUUCCCAAUGAAGGUCAGAUUCGCAUUGUGAACUUGUUACGGCGUAAUCCAAAAGGAGAAUAUGGUGUGGCAGCAAAUCCAAAUUGUUGGCUUACAUACAGUUUUCUAAUGGGUGUUCCAUAUGUGGUCCCAGCCGUGCUGAAACGCUACAGUGAAUCUCUUAUCGAGGUGAUAGACAGUGAUAUACAAAAGAAGAAAUUGAGAAUGUCCAAAGAUAAAGCUGAUGAAUAGUGUGUGUCUUAACUGCAGCAAGGAAACAUGUCUGAUAAAGCAUUAAUCAAUUUGUUACUGUAGAUUUUCCCUGUAGAAAGGGAGAUAAUUGUGUGACAAUAUGCGAGUACAUGCCUACUAUAUUAUUUAAAACUUUUUGCCUCAACUAUAUGGGAGGGUAAUGUAAUUUAACAGCUUUUCGAAACAUUUUUUUAGGAAAAUUACAAAUUUCAAAAUGGGUUCAAUCGUGUCCUUCAAAAAAAACCUAGGUAAUUUGAAAUAUCUUAUAUCUAGCUGUUAUUUGUUGGUUUUUUUAAAGCAAUUUUGUAGCUUAAUUAAAUCAUUGUGCUGAUCAAAAUAAUGACAUGAUUACUGCGAGUAGUUCAUUUUUUUUUUACAAUCUAUUAAGAUAUUUUGGUAUGGUAUUGGCUUACAGAAAGAUGGUAUUACAGUGUAACAAUAUUUUUCAAGGGCAUAAUUGCAUUGCUAUUUCAUUUAACUUGUCACACUAUGUAUGAUUGUGGAAGAUGGAUCGAGUGUCACAUAUGGAAAUUCGCUGUCUAUAUUGGACUUUCCACUCUUUUCUUUCUUGUUCAUACUAUAAUUUGGACAGUUUGAUUCUUAAUUUAGUGUACUUUGUACAUAUAUAUAUACCUUUAGAUGGGGGUAAACCAUAAACUGCAUUUCCUAAAAACUUGCAUAGUUAUUGCCCUUUUGUUUCCUCGCCUAGACUACUUGAACAAUAAGUAAUUUAAUUACUAUUUCACCUCAACACGAGUAUGUACAUACAUGUAUAAAAAGUAUGAUAAUUAUAUAUAUCAUCAUGGGAAGCCUGGUGUUGCAUAAUAUAUAGAGAUCUGCUAUCAUGCCCCUUUCUUUGAAGAGUCGCAGCAUUUUUUCUCUUGUUAGUGUCAUAAUUAAACAAAUGGGUAAGUUAACGUUGUACACAGGGAAACUUAGAUUAGGGGACUACCUCAUUCUGAAACUUGUCCCUUGCCUUUUACAGUUUAAUUCCCUUUACCUUUUUAUUUGUUUUAAGCUCAUCUGGUCUGAAGUAACAAGGUGAGCUUAUGCCAUACCUAGUGUCCGAUGUCUGACCUUCCAUUAACAAAACCUUGUAAACAUGAGAAACUUGAGUAUAUAUCAACCAAGUUUGAUGAAACUUUGUAUGCAGCCAUAUAUUCAACAAUUUCUUACAGAGUUAUUGUCCUUUGUAUUAAUAUAUGUGCAUAAAACUGACCUAUUGGUAUUUUACUGACUAAUGCAGUACUGUAGCAGCUGUAUGUAUUUUUUGUUGCAUUUGAUGCAAAUGUUUCUGCUGCUGGUAGAUUUUCUGUCAACUGAUGACAACACCAGUUUACUGAGAGUGCAACUUGAUCAUGCUACUUUUUAAAAAACACAGAUUUUGUAUAAACAUUGCAGACUAGAUAUGUUUACAAUGAUGCCUCAUUACCAAUGAUUUGAUACAAAUUAUUUUAAUCUUUCUCAGGUUUGAAAUAUUUCCUGCCAGCAUGAAAUAUGUAUGUGAUGUAUGAAAUUAAAUGCUCAUAUUAAUCUAA